UCCUCCUUCUAGGUAGUCCAGGCCAAGAGAGUUGUACGCAAGUGCAUACCCAGCACCCUUCGACAAACAAUUUAGCAACGAGAAAGGAAGCAAAGAUGGCUUCUCUGUACGCUGUUCCAUACAAUGGAACCGGGGAAACAGGAUGUGAUUCCCUCACCGAGAACUGCAACAUCUACUACGAGUCCGGCGACAUCGCCUGGAUGCUCACCUCCUCCGCCCUCGUCCUCCUCAUGAUUCCCGGCGUAGGAUUCUUCUACUCAGGCCUCGCGCGCCGCAAAUCAGCCCUCUCCCUCAUCUGGCUAUCCUGCAUGUCCGUCGGCGUCGUCUCCUUCCAGUGGUUCUUCUGGGGCUACAGCUUGACGUUCAGUCAUACAGCUAAUUCGUAUAUUGGGGACUUGACCAAUAUUGGGUUCAGGAAUGUGUUGGGACAGCCGAGUGUGGGGAGUGCGCGGAUUCCGGAUUUGUUGUUUGCUAUUUAUCAGGGCAUGUUUGCUGCUAUUACACCAGCACUCGCCAUCGGCGCCGCGGCAGACAGAGGACGAAUGCUGCCCUGCAUCGUCUUCAUGUUCAUCUGGUCCACAAUCAUCUACGAUCCCAUCGCCUGCUGGACUUGGAACCCCGCAGGCUGGACCUUCAAGAUGGGCGGCCUCGACUUCGCCGGCGGAACUCCCGUCCACAUCUCCUCUGGCGCUGCAGCCUUGGCUUACUCCAUCAUGCUCGGCAAGAGAGCCGGCUACAACGAUGUCUCUGGCCUCCCUUACCGCCCGCACAACGUUACCCAUAUCGUGCUCGGCACGGUGUUCCUCUGGGUCGGCUGGUUCGGCUUCAAUGGCGGCUCAGCCCUCGCUGCGAAUAUGAGAGCCGUGAUGGCGUGCGUGGUAACGCAUCUCGCUGCAAGCGUUGGAGGCGUUACUUGGGUGCUGCUCGACUACCGCCUCGAUAAGAAAUGGUCCACAGUAGGCUUCUGCUCUGGCGCCGUGUCGGGACUUGUCGCUAUUACUCCGGCAUCUGGGUUCGUGCCCGCGUGGUCCGCGGUCAUUUUCGGUGUCGUCGGCGCGGUUUGCUGUAAUUAUGCGACGAAGUUGAAGUAUAUUCUCAGAGUGGAUGAUGCAUUGGAUAUCUUCGGGGAGCACGGUGUCGGUGGUAUCGUGGGCAAUCUUUUGACGGCGUUUUUUGCUGCGUAUGUCUCCCCUCCCCUCCCCCUUCCUCGCAGAAGAAAAGUACUAACAGCAGAAACCAGCGAUUACAUAGCCCACCUCGACGGCGUAACAGAAAUCCCCGGCGGCUGGCUCAAUCGCCAUUGGAUCCAGCUGGCCUACCAACUCGCAGACUGCGUGUCGGGCUUCUGCUACUCGUUCUUCGGCACCUGCAUCAUCUUGUUCCUGAUGAACCUCGUCCCGGGCUUGAGUCUAAGGGCGACGGAGGAGGAGGAGGCGUUGGGCAUGGAUGAUGCGCAGUUGGGCGAGUUUGCGUAUGAUUAUGUCGAGUUGAGGAGGGAGUUUAUGAUGAGAAGGUUUAAGUGGUGAUGGUGGCUGGGAGGGGGUGUAUGAGUAUGGAGUUGUGUGGGGAGGUUUGGAGGGUUCUGUUUGGUUGUUGGGUUAUGGCGUCUUGUUGCUGAGAAGUUGCCGGUUGCUGUCAUACCCGGAAUUGUUACCCCUUUACUC
Mollisia scopiformis is the source of this 1664-nucleotide messenger RNA. Its product is annotated as putative ammonium transporter. NCBI's taxonomy places the organism in Eukaryota, Fungi, Ascomycota, Leotiomycetes, Helotiales, Mollisiaceae. The record is from RefSeq and is a predicted model, not a curated record. The transcript has 4 exons. The coding region runs from base 96 to 1526 and encodes 476 amino acids. Gene Ontology annotation, biological process: ammonium transmembrane transport. Gene Ontology annotation, cellular component: plasma membrane. Gene Ontology annotation, molecular function: ammonium channel activity.